AGCGCGGCCGGGAGGGCGACGCGGCUGUUGCAGCCAUGGGCUCGGGGCCUGCGGAGGAGCGGAGGGGGCGCGAGCACCGGCCGGACCUGGCGAGAGAGACGGCUGCCGGGACCCGCCCUAGACGCUGAGCCGCGGUGGGGUCCCCGCCUCCCAGCCAGGGAGGCAACUCGAGGGAGCCGGGCAGCCGCCGGCCACUUCAGGGGGUCCGCCUCGCCGUCCGAGCGGUCGAGAGGGCCUUGGGGGGCACAUCUGGGGGUGCGGUGACCCGCCCGGCGCGUUUCGGGGGUCGGGGCGCGUCUGGCAGGGGGCACCUGGAGCCCGACGCCGCCUCUGUGGAGCCCCGGGGCGCCCCUGGAUGGCUGCGCUGUGCCCUCGCCGGCCGCCCUGGCGCCGCAGCGGCUGAGCUCGCUGGGAUCGCCGGGCCGCCGCAGCCCUCGCCACCCGCUGCAUGCUCGGCGCCCGGGUCGCGGCCCACCUGGACGCACUGGGCCCCCUGGUCCCCUACGUGCCGCCGCCGCUGCUGCCCUCUAUGUUCUACGUGGGCCUGUUCUUCGUCAAUGUGCUGAUCCUGUACUACGCCUUUCUCAUGGAGUACAUCGUCCUCAACGUGGGCCUCGUCUUCCUGCCCGAGGACAUGGACCAGGCGCUCGUGGACCUCGGCGUGCUCUCAGACCCCGGCUCGGGCCUCUACGAUGCCGACUCGGAGCUCGACGUCUUUGAUGGGUAUUUGGAGUAGGGUCUCGACUGCCAUUCCCCUCUUCCCUCCACGGUCCGCGAUCCGCUCCCUGGACCAGCCGCCCAGAUCAUGCCGCCGCUGCUGGUUGGGGGCACCAUCUGGACGGGGAUGGAACCCCAGGAGGAGGCCCUCCCCUGCCUCCGAGACCUGCCUUUUCCCCUCAAAAGCUUCGUGCCAACAGAGAGGUUCCUUUUCAGACCCAGGAGGGUGGAACGCAGAUUGGGACUGAGCCCUGAGGUUGGGAAGGCCUCUGCUCCCACAGAAGGGGGAAGGCAAGGGGUGUCCCAAGACCUCAUCUGCCUGCAGCAUCACAGCGACGGCCUGGCCUUGGCUUCUGAUUAUUUGCAACUGCGACGGAUGUUUACAGGCACCCAGCCAGAGUUUGCGUCCUCGAACUUCACCCCGGAGCGCACCUGCUUCCCCCACUUCACCUUCAGAGAGGACGCUUCAAACUGUGGACACACGCACAAGCGAUUCCCAGCUCCAUGUGAUGUGAGUUGAGCCUUCAGGCCAGCUGGGUUUACCCCAAGGCUGGUCUUAGAUGCAGAGACUUGUUUCAGGGAGUGACUCAGAAGAAAAAGAAGCCGAGGAAGCUUUCGGGGGGUGCUGAGGGUGGGAUUUUCGCUUCUUCAUUUCAGGUUACUCGUUCUUCAGUAAGUUGGCAAAACAAGUUCCUCAUGCUGGGGAGUGCCACGUGACUCCCCUGGCUGGAAAUGCUUUUCUGAAAGCAUGAGUGUUGUGCCUACUUAAUUCUGAUAAACCUGUUUAAGCAAUACUUAGGAGGCUGACUUCUUUGGAUUAAACAAAAAUGUAUGCAACUCCAA
Saimiri boliviensis boliviensis (Bolivian squirrel monkey) is the source of this 1560-nucleotide messenger RNA. RefSeq names its product Dexi homolog (gene DEXI). The record is from RefSeq and is a predicted model, not a curated record. NCBI's taxonomy places the organism in Eukaryota, Metazoa, Chordata, Mammalia, Primates, Cebidae.